CAGAGAGAAUCCGAUUGUGAGAGUUGUUUGUGCAUCAAGUAUUUUCUUUUUGUUUGGUUUUCGCUUCACUUUUCACAAAAUUUCUUUACAAGAAAAACUAAUUUACUGAGUUAAUUUAUUAAAUGUAAAUAAAUUAUAGUAUAUUUUAUCGUAUUUUCAAUUAAAGAAAUUAAAUUCAUUACUCCAACCAGGACGCACUGCCCACAUUGAUGCCAUCAAAAAUGUCGCACCUGAACUGGUGCCGUUUAUGUAUAAAUAGCUGUACAGACUUUAUAGAGAUAUACGAUGAAAAUGAACAAAUUAAAAUGGAUGUCUAUGACGUCACUAUACAGUAUUUUCAUGCAAUGUUCUUGCAACCCAUAAACGAAAGUCCCCUUAAAGUUAUGUGCGCGGAUUGUUGGCGACACAUUACCGAAUUUGAUAGUUUUCAAAAAUCCAUACUAUUGGCUCAAUCUACUCUACUGAAGCCCAAUGCGGAAAAGGAAACAGAAGAUGAUGAUGAGCAGGAGGAGGAUGAGCCAUUACAAGCCAAAGCAGAAUUAGAAAUUAUUGCACAACCCGUAAAAAAUGAAGCUUCAGAAGUGGAGACACUUCACAGUGACAAAGAGAACAACGAUGAAAACAUUGAAGACAGUGAUGGUGGCGGUGGCGGUGUUGCCAACAAUCAAAUCAAUGAAAACACAUUUAAGCUUUACGUUAAAUCCAUUGUCGAUAUGAUCAAGGCACAGAAUGGCGAUUUUAAUAUGGGAGUGCAAAAACCUUUCACAAAUGAUACAUCUCUCGAUGAAAGUGUUCCAAAAAUAGCCAAUGUAAGCGGCGGUGCUCCCAUUGAUUUGACUGAGGAUGAAAUUAAUCAGGAUGAGUAUGAAGGAGAAAUGGACUAUACAGGUGAUGAAGAGCUAAAGUUCAAUGCUGCCGAUUUGUUAUCGGUACAAUUGAGUACAGAUGGUGAUAACUUUUUGGGUGAAAACUCCAUGUUGGAACAUAUGCAUAGUUUUUUCAGCCGGCAAAAGCAACCUGAGAGUUUUAGAAAUCGUACCCCAAGCGAAAUUUUAGAUCAAUAUAUAACCCAAUGGCGAGCAACAUUAAAUUGUCCCCUCUGUAAUGCUGUUUGUGCAAAUGUGGCCCAUUUGAGGGAACAUUUCAAAGAACAUCAUCCACAGCACAAAACUUACAUAGAAUGUUGUCAACGUAAGCUAUUCACACGUUCAUCAAUAGCGGAACAUGCACGUGUCCAUUUGGAUCCCAACACUUUUAAAUGUGAAAUAUGUGGACGAGUUUGUAAUUCAUCCAAAGCCUUGUUGAAACACAAGCUUUCCAAACACUCAGAAGCAAAUGAUAGCUACGCUGAUGAUGCUGUUGGCGCUCAUGGUGAGAGUGGCAACACAGAACCAGCCGCAAAUAAAUCAAAAAUAUCCAAAAAAUCUGCCAAAGAAUUAGAUGACAUUAUUGCCCGCUGGAAACCAAAUUUGGAGUGUGUGGUGUGUUGCAGCCAAUUUCCCAGCUAUACGAUGUUACAGCAACAUUUUCACUUUGAACAUCCGCAGGCUCCAUUCUACAUUGAGUGCUGUCAACUGAAGUUGGAACAACGUUGGCAUGCUGCCGAUCACAUGCAACUGCACUUGGAUCCCAACGCCUUCAAAUGUCAGCUAUGCAAUCGAGCCUACAGCUCCAGUCGCCAUUUAUAUCGCCACAUGUACUAUACACAUUCCAUGCGAGCCGGUGGCAAUAAUGUCAAAUCGCCCACUUGCCACAAAUGCCCGAUAUGUGAAAAGUCCUUCAAGGCUCGCCGUUGUAUGCAGGAACACAUGGCCACACACACCGGCCAGGAAUUGUAUCGUUGUUUGUAUUGUAGCGAAACAUUUCGCUAUUGCUCAUCGUUGUAUGCCCAUUUAAAGAGUAUCCAUCCGCUUGAAUGGAACGAUCGCAAAGAUACUCGUAUGCUGUAUAAACAAAUGACAAUUGGAGAUUCAUAAAAAAGAGCUAUUUGAAUUCGAAUGGAAAUGGGCAGAAGACAUUCCUCUUGUUCUAUUGUAUGAGUAUUAUGAAUAGUUUUAAGUUAGUUUUUAUAUAUCUAUAGAUAUCUAUCUACGUUGACGAGAUUUUCAUUUUUCUUUUCAUCAACAAUGUAGAGAUUUGUUGGAUUUAUAUAAAUAUACAUAGCUAAAUCCCUCCAUUAGAAUUAUCAUUUUUUUCUUUUAAUAUUUGUAUUUUAUUUUCAUAUACUUUUAAUUUGUAUUAAUCUCGAAUUUAGCACAAAUUUUUGUAAUAAAUUAAGUAAACUUUUUUUAAAUUUUAAAAUUGAGUACUUAACCGUUUUAAAAAGCA
Musca domestica (house fly) is the source of this 2328-nucleotide messenger RNA. Its product is annotated as zinc finger protein 652-B. Gene Ontology annotation, cellular component: nucleus. The transcript has 3 exons. The coding region runs from base 210 to 1976 and encodes 588 amino acids. Lineage: Eukaryota; Metazoa; Arthropoda; Insecta; Diptera; Muscidae. Gene Ontology annotation, molecular function: RNA polymerase II cis-regulatory region sequence-specific DNA binding; zinc ion binding; DNA-binding transcription factor activity. The record is from RefSeq and is a predicted model, not a curated record. Gene Ontology annotation, biological process: regulation of transcription by RNA polymerase II.